GUCACAGCAGAGCACAUGGGCAGGGUGUGCAGGAAAUAAGUCAUGACAGACAACCUACAACGACAUCUAAAAUAGGAAGAGAUCACUGAGCCUGUGCAAGGUUAGUCUCUUGCUUCCUCCUUUGUACCUAUUCACACAUUACCGGAACGUCGCAAAGCUGAAAUAAUUCAUCACUUGUUUUGACAGUAUUGAAGAUGCAAGAUAUUCUGCUGCGAGUUUGUGUGCUGGCUCUGGGUCUCCUAACGAUGGAUGACCCCGGGUUUGAGGAGUGGGAUGAUACUGUCACAGUGGACAUGCAGAAGCAUGAAGAGAGGCUGCUAAGAGGAGGAGAGGAACUGGACCACCAAAUGACGCCUGUCAGUGAGGAAAUAGCAAAUACUCACGAUGGUGGGCCUCGGGAUGACGUAAAAAACAUUCAGUCUGAUCAACAUGCGACUGGAAAAGAUAAAAUGCCAACCUUAGGAGAUGUGGCUGUCACCAAACAAGAUUCAGAGGAGGAUGAUCACAAGUCAUCAGGAGGUGGACAUUUUACAGCAAAUUCAGAUCCAAGCCAGCCACAAAACUCUGAUAGUGAACCUGAGACUGUUCUGAAGACUUCCCAAACUGACCAUGAGCAAAAUGGAAACAUGAAGAGUAAACAGGGAGACAACAUCCAGACCGAUAGCUCCUUUAGAGACCCAAGCAGACCACAUGGGCAACAAGGAAAACCUGAGGAGAAGAUGCUCAGCUCCAGCGAGAAAACUAGGGGCCGUGCUAGUCUUCUCUUUCUCUCAGAAAAUGGAACUUUAGUGAAGGCCAUCGCUGACUGGGAUUUCCUCUGGUACGUAUGGAACACACUCUCCAUCAUUUUCACAAUACGCUUCUUGAGGAAAUACCUCAGGAGGAAUUCCCAGAUGAAACAAGGAGAAACCAGGGCCUUCGCUGUGAAAUGCUCCGCAGCUGAAGUACUGCUACCAAACAGUGACACUCUGCAGCGAUUUCAUUGUAAAUGGAUUCAAAUCUCAUCCAGUAACAAGUGGAAAGAUUUUUUGGAAGGGUUUGCAAACGAUCUACUGGAGGCCAUGAGGACUGUCUGUGAUAGAAAUGACGGUAUGGUGAUUGAGGACUUUCAGAUGGUGGAUGCAUGUGAUAUCAUCGUCCCCUUUGCCCCACCUGAUCCAUAUAGUUUCCAGCGUCUGCUGUGCAACUUUCAGGCGAAUGACCUGCUGCCAGAUAUGCAAGUCUGUGGUCAAAUCAAACUGGUGAAAAAUAAGAAAAUCCAAAAUGGCUGCCCCUGUCAGUCGCCUAAUUCAGAUGAUAUGGUGUGCUUGCUGCACUGUGAGAGUGAGAAAGUAAGGACAAAAAUCACUGAUGCUUGUGAUGACCUUCUUUGCAUGAAGAAGUCCUCGUUCCUGUCCAAAUCACAGGUCACCAGAUGGUUUCAGAGCACUAUCAAACAAGCAUGGGAUCAGAUUUCACACAAGUACGAGUUUGAGCUGAACAUUCGCUACAUGGGUGCUCCAGGUGCUCUGGUAGUUCGGUUCAGAUCAGGGAAGAGGAUAAGCUUCAAUAUGAAUCCUGUGGUUAAAGUCAACACAGAUGCUCAUUUCUUCAUUACUCCUGGCUCCCCAAACAACUUGGAUACUUUCUGGGCGCUCUCCCUGACCAAGUAUGAAGAUCAGUUUUUAGAGCACAUCUCUAAAUGCCUGCCUAAAGACUCAUGCCACAGUCAAACUCUUGACAUUGCACUUUUCCUCCACAAGAGACAGACAGCAUUGUCAGGAGGGAGUGAGCUCAAGGAGUUUCAUUUCAAAAUUGCACUAAUGCAUCUGCUUCUGGCCAAAGACCCAUCGCAAUGGAAACCCAGCUAUUUGGCUUGUAGGCUACGAGACUUACUGGUCUUCAUGGAGAGAAGCCUGGAAAAGAAGCUGCUGCACCACAUUCUCAUUGGGAACCCUUUAACCCGGAGGGUUAUUGAACUUCCUGCUGAGUUUACUCAAGCAAAGGCUGUGAAUCUCUUCCAUCCCCUUGUGGUACAUAACUGCAUCUACAGAAGUGCUGUGAUGCAUUUCCAGGAAAUGCUAAGAAAUGCACACAUGCUUAUACAGGAUUAUGUUUAGUGCAGGCAAGGAGGUCAAUUGUUCAACUGAAAGGUCAGUUGACUUGUGCAAUUUAAAUUAUGGUUUUAAGCUCUAUUCAUGAAAUUAUAUACAAGGGUGUGUUUCUCAUCAUGGUAGAUGUGAAACAGUUUAGGGGGCCUCUGACAGAAAAUUUGAGUAUCAAAUUCCUGCAUUCUAGUCAUUUUGCAAUUUGCUUUUCUGCAUCCAUGUAUGGUUGAAAUGUCUAGUCAGUAUAAUAGUCCCUGUUACUGUCAUGUUUUUGUUGGACAAAUGCACAUGUUCUAAACAUGACAUGUCCCCUGCAACCACCCCUGAAAUCUACACCUAUGACUUAAGAGACCACAUUGCAAUAUGUCAGUACAAGGUGAAAUUUUAUUUUAAAACUUUGAUCAGUUUCACAGCAAUUUCUUUUAGUAAUCGUGGUCCCAGUUCUGUAGGAAGUCUUCGUGUUCUGCCAUGUCGAGAUCGUCCGACCUGAAUGUAUGGGGAUCUGAGAAUUUCAUCCGAGGCUCAACCUCAAAUCCGUCUCUGCUGCUCAUGUCAACCUUCCAAGAGUGACUGGAGAUCAUAUCCCUAGAAGCUGUUGAAAGAUAAUUUGAACCUUAAAAUUUGUAAUUUACAAAUUAAGAUUCUGGAAAAUCAUUGUCAAGGGAAAAGUGCUUUGUAUUUACAGCAAUAUUUGUACAUGACAGCAAAAUGCUUUGUGAAUUAAUGCCCAGGUUAAGAUCAUUCAAAGUUACUGUCUCAUACUGCAAGAUUUCCCUCAUGUCUUGUCACACAAGGAAGUUGAAACUUACACUUAGCCUUUGCUGAGGAACAGGUUGAGUCACAGCAGGUGCACACAGAGUCUGGACCGAACAGCGCCUUCCACCUAAAUAAACAAAGUCAUCAGGUCUUGAAAUUUGAGAUGGCAGGCUUAAUGAAAGUUGUUGACAAAGCCUAAUUUUUGCCAUUGAGCACACAUGUAACCAUCUUACAAUACCCUCAAAAGCAAGCUACAUCCACCUGUGCAUGGUUUACUUUAGCCAGUGUCAACUCACUUUUUGGUAGCCGCAUCAUAGUUGCAAGCCUUUGAGGUCGGAGUUGGAGCAAGUUUGCCCAUAGAGAUAUCACAGUGCAUGUAGAGUUGCUGAAAGACAUUGAUUUCAGUGUUAACAUUUAAUUUCAAAUUACAGGGCUGUGCCACUUGUUCUUGACAGUACCUGUGAUGCAGAGGAAAGCUUCUCCUUGAAAAUUAAGGCGGUCACCCUGAAUUUCUGUGCCAUCUUUGAGGAAGUAGGGAGGAACUUUGACUGUGCACUCAUCUUGCCUUCAACCAUACAUCUGCAAUCAGAGAUAAUAUACAUGUUUACUGCCAACCACCAAAUGACACACCCAUCUUAAUCUGAAAUAUUUCAGAUCUUACCCAUAGUUGUCAAUUAAUGCAUGUUUAGGACUCGAGUUGGGGUCUGUGGAGGCUGUCAUGAAGCACUUGUUGAUGUACAGCCGCUGAUCUCCAGACAUUGUGCUGCUGGGUUGCCUGGCCUCAAAGUACAUUGGCUGGCCCAAAGUGUAGGUUUUGGAACCAGUGAUAUCAUUUCCUGAUGCUGUGGCAAAGUGAGGAACAUCAGUCACUGGACAAUUUUAGAUAUUUAGAAAUUAAGCAGGCUGCUACAUUUGUUGCUUUGAAGUGGGAUUACAAAAGCAGAUUUGUAGAAAUAUUUGAUCCCUGCCUGAGCUCUUAAUCUAAAUACAUAACAAUUAAUACCUGAGUGUGGGGUACAGGCCAUAGUAUUGAAUGCUUAUUUUGCACACCUUUGAAUGCUAAAGGGCAGAUUAGAGACCUUGCUGUGGUGCUUGGAAAGUGGUUAAUAAAAGAAUUGAAUUAACAA
Molecule: messenger RNA, 3970 nt
Organism: Epinephelus fuscoguttatus (brown-marbled grouper)
Lineage: Eukaryota; Metazoa; Chordata; Actinopteri; Perciformes; Serranidae
Product: inositol 1,4,5-trisphosphate receptor-interacting protein
Exons: 2
Coding region: 195-2099 (634 amino acids)
Cellular component (GO): membrane
Source: RefSeq, a predicted model, not a curated record